Molecule: messenger RNA, 4913 nt
Organism: Hypomesus transpacificus
Lineage: Eukaryota; Metazoa; Chordata; Actinopteri; Osmeriformes; Osmeridae
Gene: gdnfa
Product: glial cell derived neurotrophic factor a
Exons: 3
Coding region: 917-1666 (249 amino acids)
Biological process (GO): positive regulation of branching involved in ureteric bud morphogenesis; negative regulation of neuron apoptotic process; peripheral nervous system development
Molecular function (GO): glial cell-derived neurotrophic factor receptor binding; growth factor activity; receptor tyrosine kinase binding
Source: RefSeq, a predicted model, not a curated record
GCUCGUGUUACUACUUGGUGUUUGGUCUUGCAGAGGUCGAGAAAAGAAGGGCGGACACAUCGAAACGUCAGCGCGCUCUGAGCUAUAAAUCCCUGCAAACCGCCCUCUGCGCCCGUGUACACCCAGACAGCUGCACAUCUGUGCCGUCAGUCCGCUCUGCUGAGCCCGCAUGUGGACAGUUAUCACUCUACUCUCGGGCACACCACUUGGAUAUAAGAAAAAUGGAGAAUAGAAAUUGUCCGUAUUUUUGGAUACGAUGUCAACGUCAUAGACCUACUAAGGUUUGGAGAUCAUGAAAACAUUAAGUGUGCCACGAGCGCGUAUUUUGCUCUGAAGGAUACAACAACAGAAGCUGUUGAUUGUCUUUUCUCUCAUUUUGGGUUGAUAACACAUUAGACUGCUCUUCGUAGAGGUGUCAUUCCGUGUCCCCUCUGCGCCUAAGCGACCCGCUCGUGCGCCUGGAACGCUUAUGUCUUCAUCUGAACCCUUGCAGUUGGAGAUGGUGGCUCUCUCUAGGAUUCCCAAAGUGGAAACGUAGCAUCUUAUUCCUUUUCGACUGAGUGCCCAGGGAGAGCGCGGCAGCACUUUUGGCUAUUCCCUUCAGCGCGUACCUGUGGAGAGACGCGUGGUUGGGCGCACUGUGCGGAGUCCAACUGAAGCAUUCUUCAAGCGUCAAUUCUCACUGAGCGUCAUUCUUACUUUUCCUCGGACGUUGUUCAUGAAUUUAUUUUUGGAUGAACAUUUCGCAUCCUGGUUGUUUACGUGGAGAUAGACAGUACGUACAACCUUUGGAUACAACUGUUUCUAAAUAACAUUGGAACAUUAAUGCAUCGCCGUGUGUGGAUUUUGAAAGUGAUAUCUAUUACGGGUCUACAUGGGCCAGAUUUAAGAUUCCUCCAUAGGAACUGAGUCUAAGAUGAAGUUAUGGGAUGUUAUGGCCACGUGUUUGUUGCUCCUGAGCUCUGUCUCCACGCGCCCCCUGUACCAGAACCUUCCCUCCGCCCAGAGAGCUCACCCCAGGGACCACUACAUUGAAUCUCUGUCCAUGUCGGUGGAGGAACCAGAGAUGGAGUCCCUCAGUCUGCAGGAGAUCUCAAUGGAGGAGCAAUAUGACAUCACAGGACCAUACCCGGAGCAGUUUGAUGACGUAAUGGAUUUUAUCGAGGCUACCAUCGGCCGGCUACGACGGUCCUCCGAGCCCGACGGUGGCGCUAGAGGCAGAGGAGGGCAGACGAAGCAGAGAGGGGCGACAAACACGGACUUGGACGGGGGAGGAGGAAGAGGGCGCCGGGAGAGGAAGAAGGGGCGGGGACGCAAGGGGAAAGGGCGUGCUGAGAAGGAGAGGGAGAAGGAGAGGGAGCGGGCGGUUCAGAGCAGGGGCUGCCUGCUGAAGGAGGUCCACCUGAACGUGACAGACCUGGGGCUGGGCUACCAGACCAGGGAGGAGCUGAUCUUCAGGUACUGCAGCGGGCCUUGCUCCGACGCCGAGACCAACUACGACAAGAUCCUCAACAACCUCACCCACAACAGGAAGCUGGACAGGGACACGCCAGCCCGCACCUGCUGCCGGCCAAUCGCCUUCGACGAUGACCUCUCCUUCCUGGAUGACAACGUGGUGUACCACACCCUGAAGAAGCAUUCCGCCAGGAGGUGUGGCUGUGUCUGAGAGCAGAUGAUUGGCUGGUGCGAGCGUCGUGCGUCGGGUGGCAGUGGCCCCCCGUGUCUGGAGACAGACACGGGUGGAACCAGGGCGACCCUGGACUCCAUUCUCCCACCUCCAGAACAGGGGCUGCUGCCGAACACAGUCCCCCAGCAAAGGCCCUAGUGGUGGGGCCAACUCAGAGCCCCGGAAGGCCCCGGUGCUGGUGGACGGGGGCCUCUCUGCUAUGGAAGGGCUGGCUUUGACUGACAUUCAUCACAGAGGAUGAAACAGUUACAGAUCUAUCAAAGGGGAAAUGAUGUAUUCUCACACAAGUCAUCAUUUACUUCCCUGAAAAUCCAGACCAAAACGGGACCGGUCCAUCAAACAAGUGAUUCUGACACACAGAAUCUUGAGUGUGUGUGUUUGGGUCACAUGGACACUCGCGUUUAAGCUUUCAGUGAGCGUGCGGCUACACCCACAACCACGUCUCCUCCUGAGCUCCCGAGAGACCAGACUGAACCGAGAGACACCGUCUCCUUGAAGAUGGUCUGCUUCACCCUGAAACUCAUAUCAGGGUGUUUUGUUUUCUUCCCCGGGAACAUCGGCUUUCCCGCCGGGAGUGUUCCCAGCUGCGGAACCGGAGUGCUCCGGUUCCAGGACAGGAACCCGAGCGUAACGUUUACAUUCAGAACCAAGGAGGACGAAACGAGCACAGAGAACUCUCCACCUGUGGACUCGUCCUGUUAGAGAGACACUCCCCAGUGCAUCGCAUUACAAUGUACAAUCCCAACCAUUUACAAAUAUAUAUAUAUAAAUGAGAAAUGUAUUUAUUAAGAUUGAAUUAACUUAUUGUUAUUUAUUGCAGUCCAUUUUUAACCAAGACAUGUUUUUGUUCUUCUAAUUUAUUGAAGCUAUGUUUUGUCCUGAACCGUGCCAAAACAGAGCAUGCGUUUUAAAGGGAUGUCAGUUUGUGGUGAAACAACCGGAAUGAAGGUGCCAGGCAUAACUAAUCAAUCUGAAUCAAAGUGCAGCCAUAAAUAAUCAAAUUCAUCCCUUCGUGUCCGACGCUGUCGCGUCAUCCUCUCUGAGGUCCGAGUCCACGGCUCAUUUCAAAACACAGGAUUUAGAAGGAAGGUUCAGGGAGGGCAGAGAGAGACAGGGAGAAAGAAAGAGAGAGAGAGAGAGAGAAAGAGAGAGAGGGGGACAGAGAGACAGAGGAGUGGACCAACAUAACCUUUUAAACUAGAAAAAUCUUAUCUUUGCUUUAAAUCAUCGUGAAGGAUGUCAGGUUGGAGUGUCUUUGACGGAGCACCUCGUUGUAACUAAUAGAAACCAGAAAGGAGGAGGCUCUGUUUUGGGGGCUGGGGGGGUUGGGGGGGGGGGGGAGAAGCUAUCAUCUCCUGCUGCUUCUGCCUAGUCUGGGUAAACAGUGUUCUGGCCACAGUCUGGCGUGCCAUUCUAUGUUUACAACAAAGCAAAUGCAUCCUGUCUUCUGUUUAUUGUCAAGGCAUGAUGGAAUCAAUAUUCCAGAUUGCUACGUGGGUAUUUGUCUGACAACUCUGUGUCAGAAUCGAUAGGAAACAUCUGCUUUCCAAGCUGCUGAACCAAGAAACCUCCGUGGGCUCAGCCUCAGAGCCUCGUCUCAAGUCAAUUCAGCUGUUCUCAAAAAAGUUACGUUAUAAAUAUAUAUUUUUCCACUUAAGUUCCUACAUGAAGAGACCAGGUAUGAAAGGAAAUUGGUCACCUCGCGACCUGUGUCAACCUUGAAAGGUGCCCCAACUGUACGUGGUGGACUCAUUGUCGUCUGACAAGCACAGCACAGGACUCUGUGGCAUGCCUGGCCUCCAUAGCGUGGCAGCUCAACCCCUUUGGCUCCACACCAGCUCUGAGCCUUGACUUUGUAGUGGUUCCUGUCCCAGCGGGCCCCCACGGGCCCCCAGCGUUACUGAGAUGGCCCCCCAGUCUCCAGCCUGACAGACAGGUCUGUCUCCCUGAUCUGGGGGUUGAAAGCGAUCCCAUAACGGCAGGCUUAACCAGCUAGUCCUUGUGGAUGAGGCACCCCAGCGCUUAAGACCAUUUAAGGAAGAUCUGGCUCUGGCUCUUUUUAGCCAAGCUGAGGUAAAUGUCUUAAGAACCAGACAAAGCAGAGCUGACAGACGUUGUUUGUGACAAUACUGAGAGAAGGGCUCGAGGAGGGGUAACAGCGUUCUGAGCUAAGAGGAAAGCAACGUGGCCUGAACACGAAUGUGAAUGUUUUUCUGAAGGUUGUUACGACAUCCGUUGUUUGUAGGGCAGCUCUAAAGUGAAAACUUAGAGCUCUGAGGUAGGCCUUGAUUGUUAGCGUGGAUUGCGGACUAGAAUAUAGUGCUCUUCCAGCAGCAAGCAAGUCAUUUUACUUGGUAAUCCACCUCACACACAACAAAUCCUACAAGAUGAAUUUAGGCCAAUCACAGCAGGGCCCCACCUGCUCCUUAUCACAGCAUACUUUAUCAAUUGGAACUUCUUUCUUCAGCUAUGAUUUGUGUGCUGGUCCCUAUCAGAUGAGAAAGUGCAGACAGAUUUCCCAGCAUCCCCCUGACACCCAUGUGACCACUAGCCCUCUCUAUCUUCAUCAAGUUAUUUAUAUAUAUAUAUAUUUUUUUCUACCUUUAUUAAACCAGGCCAGUCCAUUUAAGAACAUAUUCUCAUUUACAGUACAGUAUUGGCCUGGCAAGAGACUAAAUACUUCUCGUAGGGACAGGAAUUCUGAAAAAAACGAAAUAAAACCAACUAUGUAAAUGGAGGUACAGAGCGACAGGGCUGUUUACUCAGCGAAGCGUAGCCGUCCUGCCACGCGCUCGUUCCUCAGCCUGUGUCGGUGAGCUCACCGUGCGUAGACAGAGGGUCAGGGUAGCGUCUUCGUUUAUCAAUCGCCGAGAGAGAGAAAACAAGCGGAGGGUGCCGCGUACCACAGUCUGUCUCUGCCCCCUGUAACAACGUUGCUCUUGGGAACAAGCUGCUUUAUCGCCAGCCCGCGUUGUGUCACCGCCUCCGUGAAAUAACUGUCAUGUCGUCUCACUUGUUUUGUGUUACUGAACCAAAAGCUCUCGACAAACUUUAUUUUUGUACAAUUAUUCAUUUUAUAAACUUUUUACAGAAUUAAACUUGUUUCUAUUAAACACGUGUGGCUGUGCCGUGAUCUCAACCUUGUCAGACAACAAAACAGGUGAUGGAAUUUCAGGGGUGUGUGCAGGUGUGUGUUAGCGGUUGUAGGGGUGUGUAGGUGUUACAU